AUGCGCACCCCUAGCUUUUGGCUUUGGGCCUCUCUCGCAGCUCCAUGUGUCGCGGUCCAUGCCCCAUGGAACCUAGGAAAUGGCUUCCAACUCACGGUCAAUGAGAAUGCCAACCGUCUCUCUAUUACCCAGCGUGGGAGAUCCAUUUGGGAAACCGUGCCAGGCCAGCCAUUCCUCAGUGCCAGCGCAGGAGAUGACGAGGUGAUCGCCGCUAAUGGUAACUUCAAGAUCAACGAAGUAGACCAGCAGAAGUGUACCGGGCAGAAAAUUAGCAAUGUUGCUCUUCAGCCAUGGCACGGCAGUGAGAAUGACCAUGCUGCGGUCAUUCAGGGUCAGCUCACCGGAUGUGGUGAUGCCACGCCUCACUUCUCCGUUGCUUUCUGGGUCCCUUCGCAGUUCCCCGAUCGUGUUGCUUUCAAUGUCAAUGUCGACCCUGAAACCUCUUCGGACGCGGUAACAAAGCUGUUCCUGACAUAUCGCUCUUCGCCAUCUGAAGACUUCUACGGACUUGGUGCGCAGGGAUCAUUCGCCUCUUUCAAAAACCAGACUGUCCCCAUUUUCUCGCGCGAGCAAGGUGUCGGUCGCGGUGACCAGCCCACGACUCGUCUGCAGAACGAGGACAGCUUCUUCGCUGGCGGUGACAAGUUCACAACAUACACCGCGAUCCCGCAGUACAUUACCUCGAAAUCUCGUGUUUUCCAUCUGACACAAGAGAGCUCUGCCUAUACCACAUUCAACUUCACCGAUCCUAAUGCCGUCACUGUGCGAUAUGACGCCCUGACCGUGGAUGGCUACUUCAUGCAAGCCGAGAGCAUGCUUGACGGUAUUACCAUGCUCACUGAUUACACCGGCAAGAUGGUCGCGUUGCCCGAGUGGGUUGACACCGGUGCCGUGCUUGCUAUUCAAGGCGGGCAAACCAAGGUGAACCGGAUUGUGGACCAUGGGCUUAGCCUCAAGUGUCCCAUUGCUGCAGUCUGGCUUCAAGAUUGGUCUGGGACACACUCGCAGAGCGUGUCCUACAUGUCGCUGAAUGUAUCCCGUCUUUGGUGGAACUGGGAAUCUGACACCGCACUUUACCCGACCUGGAAGGAGUUCGUCCAGUCUCUGCGGGAUCAGCACAAUGUCCGUACUCUGGCGUAUAUCAACCCAUUUUUGACAAAUGUCAGCACGAAGCCUACUGGUUAUCACACCAACCUUUAUGACGAGGCCAGCCGGGCUCGUUACGUGAUCCAGAACUCCACUACCAAUAGCACCUCCGUUAUUUCCAGUGGGCCCGGCCUUGAAGCUGGUAUCCUGGAUCUCACCAACCCUGCUGGACGCUCCUGGUUCAAGGAGGUGAUGCUGGAUCAAGUCUGGAGUGCCAAUAUCUCUGGAUUUAUGACCGACUUUGGCGAAUACACCCCUGUGUAUCCCGAUACCCAGUUCGCCAACAAGAGCAUCGAUCCAUUCUUCUACCACAGCGCCUAUCCUCGUGAGUGGGCUGCCCUCCACCAGUGGAUCGGAAAGAACGUGUCUUCGUUCUCCGACGCCAUCCUGUUCCACCGUUCGUCCUCUAUGGCCGCAAACCGGCACAUGAAUCUAUACUGGGCAGGCGACCAGAACACAAACUGGGGCGUCAACGAUGGUAUCAAGGCUUCCGUGACCGUCAUGGGCCACAUGGGUCUGUCAGGCUAUGCCCACGGCCACAUGGAAAUUGGUGGAUAUACCACUACCUGGGACAGCAAUGGAAUUGUAAACCGCUCUUCCGAAUUGCUCGGCCGCUGGGGCGAACUCGCUGCCGUCUCCAGUGUAGUCUUCCGUACCCACGAGGGCAACGUCCCCCAGGUGAACGCGCAGUUCUACAACAACGCCACCACCUACUCUUACUUCGGGUACAACGCGCGCAUGUUUGCCAGUCUUGCUAAGUAUCGGCGCCGCAUUUUGGAAACCGAAAGUAAGAACCUGGGCUGGCCUUUGCUCCGCAUGCCUGUCGUCUACCACCCAGAUGACAAGGUCGCCAAGGCUAUCAGCUACCAGAGCUUCUAUCUCGGCUCGGAUUUGUACGUCGCACCGGUGCUGGACCCCGGCCGCACUAGCACUUUCACCCACGUUUGGUCUGGCAAGAAGUACCACGGUGGCCAGACUGCACGCGUCCCCGCGCCGUACGGGAAACCUGCGGUUUUCGUUGUCGGUACUCCGAAGAACAAUGAUUUGGAUGACUUCCUGCAGUUCGUCCGUCGGGAGAAUAACACCGUUGUCCAUUUCUAG
This is a messenger RNA of Penicillium mononematosum, 2247 nucleotides long. RefSeq lists its product as uncharacterized. Lineage: Eukaryota; Fungi; Ascomycota; Eurotiomycetes; Eurotiales; Aspergillaceae. The record is from RefSeq and is a predicted model, not a curated record. The transcript has 2 exons. Gene Ontology annotation, biological process: carbohydrate metabolic process. Bases 1 to 2247 code for a protein of 748 amino acids. Gene Ontology annotation, molecular function: hydrolase activity, hydrolyzing O-glycosyl compounds; carbohydrate binding.